AGGUGACCAGCCGUUGCGAUACUCCGUACUCCAACGUCUAAGCCAACGGGACCCUCCGGAGUCCGAUGACCGGCGGGUCAGAAGAAAGCGUGCGCUUCUCUGACUUCGACCGCCAGAGCUAGCUCUCCUCACGCGAAUUCGGCUCCAAAACAUCGCAGGAGACUAUCUCACUUAUCAUUCUCACAGCGGGCUCCUCUCUGUUCAAGUAUUCAUUCUCCAGGCUCAAGUAAUGGACGCUGCCGUGGACAUGGGCGAUGCUUCCAAGGCGCUCGAGCUAUCGAGGAUCCGAUUUCAACUCAUUCGUCUGGAGGAUACCAUCACAUUCCACCUCAUUGAGCGCGUGCAGUUCGCGUUGAACCAGACUAUCUACACGCCGGGUGCUCUCAGCAUCCCGAACAGCGAACUGAGCCUUCUGGAUUGGUACCUUCUCGAGCAGGAGAAGCUUCAGUCCUUGAUCCGCCGUUUUGAGUCACCCGACGAGUACCCUUUCUUCCCGGAUGCCGUUCAGAAGCCCAUUCUCAAGCCUCUCAAUUAUCCCAAAAUCCUGUACACCAACAGCGUCAACGUCAACGACAAAAUCAAGAGCUUCUACAUUGAGAAGUUCCUCCCAGCUGUCACGCCAGACUUUGGCCGGGAGGACCGGGGCGAGGCGGAGGAGAACUAUGGCUCGACUGCCACCUGCGACAUUGCUUGUCUACAAGCUCUGUCCCGCAGGAUUCAUUUCGGAAAAUUUGUGGCCGAGUCCAAGUUCCGCUCAGAUGAAGAAAAGUACACACGCCUGAUCAAGGCCGAGGACCGCGAAGCGAUUGGGGAGGCAAUCACGAAUACAGCUGUGGAGAAGACAGUGCUUGAGCGCCUGCGACUCAAGGCCCAGACCUACGGAACGGACCCGGGCAACCCCCAAGGCUCGAAGGGUGUAUCCAAAAUCAACGUGGACGCAGUGGUGUCAAUGUACAAGGACUUUGUCAUCCCAUUGACGAAGGAAGUGGAGGUGGAAUACUUGAUGCAAAGACUUAUCCCGGAAGCCUAAGGGCACGUUGCAUUACUAUCACGAUGGCGGACUUAGAUACUUCUUGACAGCUUCAACCG
This is a messenger RNA of Emericellopsis atlantica, 1089 nucleotides long. Its product is annotated as chorismate mutase. The record is from RefSeq and is a predicted model, not a curated record. The transcript has 2 exons. Gene Ontology annotation, biological process: chorismate metabolic process; aromatic amino acid biosynthetic process. Lineage: Eukaryota; Fungi; Ascomycota; Sordariomycetes; Hypocreales; Bionectriaceae. Gene Ontology annotation, cellular component: cytoplasm. The coding region runs from base 230 to 1030 and encodes 266 amino acids. Gene Ontology annotation, molecular function: chorismate mutase activity.